AUGGAGGAUAUCAAGGCAUUUACAUCACCAGAAGAUUUCCCUAAAGAUCUAAGACCUAGCAAACUAUAUGUAGACAUGAAGUCUGAAUGUUUAUUCCUUCCUUUCCCUAGUAGACAUUUACCUGUACAUUUAUCUACAGUAAAGAACGUAACAUGUAGCGAGACGGAGACGAGUGCAUCUGCUGCUGCAGCAGCAGCAGCAGCAGCAGCAGCAGGUGGUGGUGGUGGUGGUGCAGCAGGAGGAGGAGGUAAAGGUAACCGUUAUGCUAUAUUAAGAAUAAACUUCCAAGUACCAGGGUCACAAACAUUAACACAAAAAGGAGAAGAGAAUCCUUUGCCAGAUAUUGCAGGAAAGCAGCAACUUUUUAUUAAGGAACUUAUGUUCAAGAGCGAGGAUAGUAGACAUCUACAAAAUAUAUACCGUACAAUAAAAGAACAAUUAAAAAGAGUAAAACAGAAAGCAGCAGAAGAUUCACAAUAUCCUGGUGAAUUACCUGCACAAGAAAAAUUAAUAUUAAAUAGAUCAGGAAGAAGAAUAUUAUUAAAAGAUUUAAUGAUUAGACCUAAUAUAUCUACAGGAAUGAGGAAACUUAUUGGUGCAUUAGAGGCACAUACUAAUGGAUUAAGGUUUACCGUCAAUACCCGAGGGCAAAUGGAUGUAGUAGACGUAACUUAUUCAAAUAUAAAACAUGCAAUUCUUCAACCUUGCGAACGUGAAUUAAUCGUCUUAGUACAUUUCCAUCUAAAAACUCCUAUAUUGGUGGGGAAGAAAAGAACACUAGAUGUACAAUUUUAUACAGAGGCUGGUACACAGACGGAUGACCUAGACAACAGAAGAACGCGCUCCUAUCAUGAUCCUGAUGAAACUCUUGACGAAAUGAGGGAAAGAGAAAUGAAGAAAAAAUUAAAUGGAGAAUUUAAGAGAUUUGUUCAACAAGUUGAGGAGGUCUCCAAGGUUGAGUUCGAUCUACCCUAUAGAGAAUUGAAAUUUUCUGGUGUUCCUCUAAAAUCUAAUGUAGAAAUAUUACCAACAGCGAAUUGUUUAGUACAUUUAGUUGAAUGGCCUCCUUUUGUAUUACCAUUAGAGGAUAUAGAGAUUGUUUCCUUUGAGCGUGUUUCUCAUGGAUUAAGAAACUUUGAUAUGAUCUUUGUAUUCCAGGACUACAACAAGCCGGUUAAGAGGAUUGAUCUAAUUCCCAUUGAAUAUUUAGAUAACCUCAAGAGAUGGCUAAAUGAACUAGAAAUUGUCUGGUAUGAAGGGAAACAAAACUUGAAUUGGGCGGCAAUUCUUAAAGAAAUUCGCGACGAUCCUCGUGGCUUUGUUGAGGAUGGCGGGUUCGAUAUGUUCCUUGGCGACAACGGCAGUGACGAAGAGGGAGAUGACAGUGAAGAUGAUGAUGACGAGGAAUAUGCAGAGCAAUCUUCGAGUGACGAUGACAAGGAGUACAACGAAGACGGGUCCGAGGACGCGAGCAGCGACCAAGGCAGUGAUAGCGACAGUGACUAUUCUUCUGACGAUUCUUCUCUUGCAGAUGAGAGUGACGGCUAUGAGGAAGCAGCAGGAACAGACUCUGAUGAAGAAGAAGGUCUUAGCUGGGACGAGCUCGAAGAAAGGGCAAAGAAAGAGGAUAGAAAGCGUCAGGCAGAUGACGACUCAGAAGAAGAAGAAAGGAGGACAAAGAAGAAGCGUAAAUGA
Eimeria maxima is the source of this 1695-nucleotide messenger RNA. Its product is annotated as transcription elongation factor FACT 140 kDa, putative. The record is from RefSeq and is a predicted model, not a curated record. NCBI's taxonomy places the organism in Eukaryota, Apicomplexa, Conoidasida, Eucoccidiorida, Eimeriidae. The transcript is spliced from 12 exons. The coding region runs from base 1 to 1695 and encodes 564 amino acids. Gene Ontology annotation, biological process: positive regulation of transcription elongation by RNA polymerase II; transcription elongation by RNA polymerase II. Gene Ontology annotation, cellular component: FACT complex. Gene Ontology annotation, molecular function: nucleosome binding.